Eutrema salsugineum is the source of this 971-nucleotide messenger RNA. Its product is annotated as glutathione S-transferase DHAR1, mitochondrial. Gene Ontology annotation, molecular function: glutathione dehydrogenase (ascorbate) activity. Lineage: Eukaryota; Viridiplantae; Streptophyta; Magnoliopsida; Brassicales; Brassicaceae. The record is from RefSeq and is a predicted model, not a curated record. The coding region runs from base 173 to 814 and encodes 213 amino acids. The transcript has 3 exons. Gene Ontology annotation, biological process: ascorbate glutathione cycle; protein glutathionylation; cellular oxidant detoxification.
GCAAAAGAUAACAUGUCCUCGAAACGUUGAGCAAAAGUGGACCACUGGUUAGGUCGAAGGACUAAAGGGCGAGAGUGAGAAUUCAGUUAUAAAGACUAGAGGUCUAGAGCCUUCACUGAUCAACUCAAUAAUUCUUCCAUAUCGCUGCCAAUAACAAAAAUUAAACAUCAAGAUGGCUCUCGAAGUCUGCGUGAAAGCCGCCGUUGGUGCCCCUGAUAAACUCGGCGACUGCCCGUUCAGCCAAAGGGUUCUUCUCACCCUCGAGGAGAAGAGUCUACCCUACAAAAUUCAUCUGAUCAAUAUCUCCGACAAACCUCAGUGGUUCUUAGACAUUAGUCCUCAAGGGAAAGUACCAGUGCUUAAGAUCGACGGCAAGUGGGUGUCUGAUUCCGACGUCAUCGUCGGUAUUCUCGAGGACAAGUAUCCUGAGCCAUCUCUCAAGACUCCUCCUCGAUUUGCCUCUGUGGGAUCCCAGAUUUUCAGCACUUUCGUGGCUUUCUUGAAGAGCAAAGACUCCCAUGACAGAACCGAACAUGCGUUGCUUCAUGAGCUAGAAGCUCUGGAGAAUCAUCUCAAGACUCAUGAUGGUCCUUUUAUCGCCGGGGAGAGAGUCACCGCGGUGGAUCUAAGCUUAGCACCAAAGCUUUACCAUCUCGAGGUCGCUCUUGGACAUUUCAAAAGCUGGUCUGUCCCAGGCAGCUUGCCACAUGUCCAUAACUACAUGAAAGCUCUGUUCUCUCUCGACUCGUUUGAGAAGACAAAGACCGAGGAGAAGUAUGUGAUUUCGGGAUGGGCUCCAAAGGUCCACCCUUGAAACCAUUAGUGUCCACUUCGCUAUGAGAUUAUUGGUGUGGUAUUGUGGUUUUCAAGGUUCUCUUCUAUAAGCUUAAUAAUGUUCUUGAACCUGUUAUAUUAUGUAUUGUAUCAAUCAAAUAAGCCUCGUUUUCAGACAAGAUCUGCGUCUAAUACCA